Molecule: messenger RNA, 1446 nt
Organism: Harmonia axyridis
Lineage: Eukaryota; Metazoa; Arthropoda; Insecta; Coleoptera; Coccinellidae
Product: zinc finger protein Xfin-like
Exons: 3
Coding region: 368-1408 (346 amino acids)
Source: RefSeq, a predicted model, not a curated record
ACUUCACACCCGAUAACCUUUCUGUUUCAAAAAAUGGCUCCCCGCUGAUAAUACGGGAGUGUUACGACCCUGGAUAACAGGAGGCGUAAAUUUAAGGAAGCUUUUCGAAGGGAAUAAAACCAUGCAAAGGAUUUCGGAUUCAGAAAAAAAAAAUGAUGAAAAGCUUAUCCAUUCCAUGAUAAAGCUAAUAUCUGGAAUUAGAUCUAUGAUUUCUUUAUCUGCAGAGUGCAGAGAUAUCUUUGUUACUCUGAAAUUUGCUAACUAAACUUAACCUUGAUUCUGGAUUGAAAGAUCAAAAUAUUUAUUCUGAGUUUUGCUUAUUUAAUAGACAAACUGGUUUAUUACUUGCAAUUUUGGUAAUCUAAUAAUGAAUAGUUCUAAUAGUUGCGAUAUAUGCAAAAGAUCUUUCAGUGACCGAAAAAAUUUACGGAAGCAUAUAAAAAAAUUUCAUCCAGGUGAUGAUAAAUUAGAAGAAUUGGCACCACUCAAAACAUUUGAAUGUGCUGCAAUAUGUGAAAUGUGCGCUAAAACUUUCGUUAGAAAUUCUGCCCUAAUGCAACAUAUAAGAAAAUAUCAUGCAGAUAAGCUAGAUCCUAAGAAGUAUACAUAUAAAUGUGAUAAGUGUCUAAAUCACUUCUCUCAUGCAAGGAACUUAAAUCAUCAUAUGAAAUUAAUUCAUCAAGAGAAUUCCAGUGGACUGAAAUGCAUUUUGUGCAGUAAUGAUACUGCUUUGAAAAAAUCUGAUCUAAUCAAACAUUUCAGAACGGUACAUGCUGUAAAUAUAGUAAUGGAAUCAUUACAAUUUUCCAGCUUAGAAGAAUUUGAGAUUUGGAAAAAACAAGAAGAACGAGAAAGAAAAGAGUCAUUCAUAAAAACUCGUGGAACGUACAAAUGGAAAAAUUAUAGUAAAGCAUUAUAUACUUGUCAUAGAUCUGGAUUUUUCAAAAGUAGUGGGAAGAACAUACACAAUUUGAAAACUCAACAAUCUAAAAAAAUCAAUGGGUAUUGCCCAGCAGAAAUUUGUGUUGAAAAGAUUAAUAAUAAGUUUCAAGUGAAAUAUAUUAGCACACAUGUAGGACACGGUAAUAAUUUAGACCAUCUGAACAUAAGUGAAACUCACCAACUGGUUCCAGAAGAAAUUUUCAUUAAAACUGAAUUAUCCAAUGAGUCCAAUGAUAAUUAUAAAGAUCGUUUGGUGGCUGAAACUCAGAAAAUAAGAAUUGAGAUAUCAAAUAUACUUGAUACAGUCACAACCUUUGAAGAAUUAGAUGUGAUAAAUAAAUUGCUAGCUCCAGUUUUACCUACCCUAAAUGCUAUCAGAGAUAGGAGGGAACUUGAUAAAUGUCAUAAUAAUACACUAGGCAACAAAAACAUGAGUAAACUAUUUCAAUUGUUAAAUCAAAAAUAAUUUUAUUAUUUGGGGAAAUAAAAUUUUCCUUUUAUGUA